Sphaeramia orbicularis (orbiculate cardinalfish) is the source of this 2551-nucleotide messenger RNA. It is a transcript of the gene c1qtnf2, whose product is annotated as C1q and TNF related 2. Gene Ontology annotation, molecular function: protein binding. NCBI's taxonomy places the organism in Eukaryota, Metazoa, Chordata, Actinopteri, Kurtiformes, Apogonidae. The coding region runs from base 685 to 1611 and encodes 308 amino acids. The record is from RefSeq and is a predicted model, not a curated record. The transcript has 3 exons.
UGGAAAUAGCUUAGUUAUUAUUUUUGCCAUUAUAUCAUCGGCUGUUGGAGGAUCUCAGGAAUAUAUGAAACAAUCACUGCUUUUGUAAGUCCACUUGGUUCCAGUUAGUGUGAAUACAGUAAAUUGCUGAACACAUGGUGAUGCCUGACUCAACAGCUGGAACGGUUUUAUUGGUCUCUCAGCUCUUGGCUCUGAAUCCGGGCACAAAAACAUUUGGUAAUAUUCACAGAGCAUUUUAUAAGCAGCUGCAGACCACCUUGCCUUCAGGUUAUGUUGCACUUGUAACUUUAAAAUGCUUAUGACACUUGACAAUUUUAAACACAAACUUGAACCUUUAAAUAAAAGGACACUGAAAUAAAUAGGUAGGUGGUUCCGCCUGUGCAUCUAAGUAUAUCUAUUCCACAGCGUCCUAUUUUCCCAUUGGAUAACUUUGUGAGUAAGAGACGCAUCAUUGCUUCCGCUGUGAAAUACUGUUGCACUGACUUGAAUUUAUGACAUCAUCAUGAAAGUAUUUUUUGGCAGAGUACUUGCUUAAACAGGGCGGAUGUUAUGGACUCUGUUUCACUGGGCUGUACACACUUGGUGUCUCUUCUCUUGGAGAAUGCUUUCCCACCCGAUUUCUGGAAAAUUAUGUAGUAAAGUUUGUGCACCCUCUUGCAGAAAAAGGACUUAUAUUGCAGAAAAAUGCCCAUGGGUCAUAAUUUUUCAACUGUGAUCAUCAUGCUCCAGAUAUGUUUGAUGUUCUCUUUGCUGUCAGUUGUCCUCUCCCAGUCAACAUUUAAUACAACCAAGAAAGAUCGCCAUAUCACUGUCCAGUCCUCCCAGCUGGUCUGCAGUCUGCCAGGUCCAUCAGGGCCUGCAGGAAAUCCUGGAGCUCCUGGAUCACCAGGAGCCAUGGGGCCUAUGGGCCCUCCAGGAAAGGAUGGACCAGAUGGGAAGGAUGGAGAGAAGGGACAACGAGGAGACAGAGGUGAUGCAGGGAGGACUGGAAAUCAAGGUAAGCCAGGAGUGAAAGGCCGUGAAGGUGUUAUUGGUAAGGCUGGACCUCGAGGACUAAAGGGGCCACGUGGAACCCCUGGACUAGCUGGAAAACAGGGACCAAAAGGAGAGGUAGGUGACAUGGGGGAGCAAGGAGCUCCAGGAGGCUGCAACUGUGGCAGCACUGCCCGCUCAGCCUUUUCUGUGGCAAUGACCAAAAGCUAUCCCAAGGAGCGAAUGCCCAUCCGCUUCAGCCGAAUCCUGCUGAAUGAGGGGAAUCAUUACAAUGCCACCAGUGGAAAGUUUGUCUGUGCUAUUCCUGGAGUCUAUUAUUUCACCUAUGAUAUCACACUAGCAAACAAGCACCUGGCCAUUGGGCUGGUUCACAACGGACAGUACAAGAUCAAGACAUUUGAUGCAAAUACAGGAAACCAUGACGUGGCAUCUGGUUCUACUGUUCUCCAGCUGCAGCAGUCUGACCAGGUGUGGCUGCAAAUCUUUUACUCUGAGCAAAAUGGACUUUUCUUUGACCCUUUCUGGACGGACAGCACUUUCACUGGGUUCCUUAUAUAUGCUGACCAGGAAUUUCUCAAUGAGGCUGACAGAAAGGCCAACGCUAAAGGGGACAGUUAAUACUAGUUUGGUGUUGUUUUCAUUUUAUUUGUAAUAUCAGUUGCACUAACAUUGUCCAUACAUUUGAUCCACAUAAGAAGGCGUUUGUUUGACAUGUUCUAACACCAGAUGGCGCAAGAGAGAGCGGAAACUUGUCAUAGAAGGACUUGAUGUUAUAGUGCUUUUUGGCUUCUUAAUCUUCAUGCCUCUUUAAGUCUGACAAGAUUCUAUCAGUUUUCUUUUCUUUCACAGUAAAGUAACAGAUCGUACUCAAUGCUAUAUUUUUCUCCUUUAACAAAAUUAUAAUAUAGAAUGGAUAUAAAAUUACAAUUGUUUCAUAAGUUUCACAGACUGUUUUUUUUUUCUCAAAAAGAAGAUGCACAGCAUUUGGUGCUCCAGAUGGAAUAAAAUAGGAAACUUAGAUCUGUACAUAAAAAAUGGUUUUCUGUUAAACUGUGACACUAUGAUAAGUGAUUUUUAAUUACUGUGAAAGGAAAUGCUUUUGUUUAAAGGUAAAGCUUAAAGUGGUUCUUAAAUAAAUAAAUAAAGUGGUGGCCAAAAUUAUCACAACACUUGGCAUAUUUAAAAGGUUUCAUCUUUUUUGUAUCAUAAGCAUCAUGAGGAGAUUUUGGUCAACUUAAUUACAAAAAACAAUGAAAUCCUAUUUUACUGUUGAUAACACACAAUCAUGUUCAGAAGAAACCAAAUUCCUUGUGAAUUCAUUGUCAGGUGUGAUUGUGGUUAAACUGAAGGUGAUGCAAGAGCCUUAGGACACAGCUGUGUGAUUCUGUUCUAUAUAUAAGGUCUAUCCUGCUCAUUAAGUAAAUACUGAAGUUAAAAGUGGAUAAAAACAUUAUGACUCACUUCAUCUGCUAUUACUUGUGCUCAGAACAACCAUCUGCAUAUUUCAUGAAUAUUAUGACAUGAAAUCAUAUUUUGAGGGGAAAAAGACAGCAUUUUC